This is a messenger RNA of Leishmania major strain Friedlin, 8064 nucleotides long. RefSeq lists its product as hypothetical. The transcript has a single exon. The record is from RefSeq and is a predicted model, not a curated record. The coding region runs from base 1 to 8064 and encodes 2687 amino acids. NCBI's taxonomy places the organism in Eukaryota, Euglenozoa, Kinetoplastea, Trypanosomatida, Trypanosomatidae.
AUGGGAGCCCUCAGUAGCGCCGGCGCGGUGCAGCUCUAUCAAUGCUGGCGGCGGCGGCAGCAGAAGCGGCAGCGGGGCGUGGAGGCCCACAUGCCGCGCAGCUCCCAAAGCGCCCGCACAGCUGCUGUGCAUCCGUCCUCGUUCUCGCACACUACCAGUCACCUCACAACAGGCACAGCCAAGCAGGACCGCGAGCGCGACAUCGACGUGAAUGCCAUGCAGCGCUCUUUCCAGCGCCUGUACGCGGUGAUGCAGGAUGAGAGUCGUCGUCAAGGCCAUGAUGCCGUUGCCACCGAAAGAGUCGCCCGCGCCUCACACGCCGUCACCCGCUCGCCGCAGCGGCGAAGCCGCAGCUGUCCCACGCGCUCACAGCGGCGCCAUCUGCACACCGCGUCUCCGCAGGCAUUGCACGGCGCCGCUGCGGCCAUUCGCGUCCCCCCCAUGGACUUUGACAGUGACAGCAUCAUCAUCAUUGAUGACGACAACAGCCGCUAUCGUUCCAGCACGAAGUUGGUGAAGGCAGAGACGAAGUCCGUGAAGACGCAGGAGAGCCCGUGGCCCACGGCGGGGUCGACAGCGGCCAGUGUAAAGGUCUUGUCGCCUGCGCUUACCAGUACAGACACCUCCGCAAUUACCUCCAGCCCCUCGAAGUCGUCCACCUCGUCCUCGCAGCCAUGCUCUCCGCCACGGCAGCCUCGGGCGCAGCGGUACCAGUGCCUCAACUGCUGUCGCCGAUGCGGCUCGUGUGACUCCGUCGGCCUACCGUGUCCGGUGAACGCUCAUGAGCACCGCUCUCGCGGUACGGCGGCCGGUGCCGCCCAUGGCAGGUGUCACGCGCGUUCCUCGCCGGCGCGAGGUCGUUGGUUGUCGUCCGCCGAUUGUGCGGCCACGAACAAGGAUAGCGCACCAGCGGCAUCGAAGACAGCGACCGUGGACUCCCCGCGCCUGCAGUGGCUGGGUCAGUUACCUGCGACACCCUCUCGACGCCCGUCGCCAGAGCAACUGUCCUCAUCAGAGGUGCGGUGCCGCUCUACCCGACGUGUGCGUCACAGGAGGCGGCAGCAGUCGCCCGCCCACGACAGGCAUCACUGCUGUCAUGAUCGACGUGUUGACCGCAGUUGCGGUGCGCACCGCAGAGAAAAGUCGACCUCUGUGGACGCGGUGGCCGCUGUGUCGUCCACACACGGCCGCGCGGAUCACGGGAAGGGCGAGGCGGUUCUCCGCGACAUCGCCACGCGCACGUGCACGUGCUACUGGGCUGAGUUCUCCGGCUUUACAAUGGCGGUGAACCCUGCCUCGCAUGCCGCUGACUGCCCAUACCAAGCGCACAACGCCCUCUAUGCCGAGGUAAUGCUGGAGAGCAAGGCCGACGACGGCGGCAGCGGUUUUGCCAGCACCUCCUCUCAAGGCCGAUGCUCCUCGUCCGCCUCCUUGCACGGCCGCUGCGACAGGUCUGGCAGGGAAAGCAGCUCGAGGCAUUACAGACAGGAAUACGACGCCGGCGCGGCGGACUCGUCGGCGCGACCGCGGCGCGCGGCGCAGCUCCGGCAGGCACGAGAUGACCCCGAGUCUAAGCGCACGCGCGGCCGCGCCGCCGUCAUGGGCUCCACGAAGCGGCGGACGUACAUUGAGAUAAUCAUGGACGCUGCGCGCGACGCUCCGCCGUCACAGCCGCCGCGCUCCGGUGGCCGCCGCCGCAGCAAUGCAGAGGCCACGGCAACUUCUUUGGCGGCGAAGCACGGCGCUGAGGUCACUGCAGCGGUAGCACCACGGCCGCUCUCCCCAACGGCGCAGACUAGCCUGCCGAAUGGGGAAGCACCACUAAAGGUCGAAGAUGAGCCACAGCAGCAGCAGCAGCUGUCCUCGAAUCGGUCAUCAUCAGAGAAUGAUGCAGCGGCGGCAGCUGCCGACGAAGACAAGGAUGGUGCGCCAGCUGCGGAAGACCAGCACGACGAGGCCGGCCGGUGCAGCAAGGGGGAGAAGCAGCCGCUGCUCAACGAUGAGAGCCCCUUGCGAGCCCUCUCCCGCCCGCGCCGUCGCCCCACCGUCGGGGUGCCAGGCCCCGGAUCCUACCACGUGGAUCUCGCCUACGCGGCCAGCUCCGCAGCGCACGGGAUUCGCGGUGCCGCGAUGCCGAAGUCGGCCCGCAUGCCCGCUGUCAAGUCCGUCACCCCGGGCCCGGGCGCCUACGACGCGUACAAGCGUGAAGAAGAGCGCAAGGCCGUCACAGCGGAGGCCGUCGCUGGUGGCGGUGCGGCGGCGACCACCACCGCAGAUGGGGGCGCUACGGACGGCAAGGGUGCAGACACCCCUUCAACCGCGGGAAAGCAAGUGAUCGGCAAAGGCGUUGUCUUCGCCAGCACCGGUGCUCGACAGCUGCAGCUGCGGUACGGCGACGCCUAUGUGCACACCUCGACCUGGGCGAGGCGCGCGGCUGCUGUGCCCGGGCCUGGUACAUACAAUAUCGUCGACGGCGACCGCUACGACCAGAGCAGGCCGCUCGGUGCGGCACGGACAGGCCACCAGUUUUCCAAGUCUGCUGAUGGGGCGCACUUUUCUGUUGUCUCCGCCGCCGCCGCCGCCGCUGUUGCUGCUGCAGCAGCAACGCCCCUGCGAGCCUCACUCGUCGUUCCGUGGCGCGACUGGGCCGGUGGCGCGUAUAUCGGCACGACCACAUCCAACUUCGUGGCGCACCCGUCCCUGGCCGGUGGCGAUCGGCGCACUCUCGGGCAGACGGUCGCUGCAGACUCAUGCACAGUCUGUUGCAGCAACACGUCAGCUGCUGUAGCGGCGGCUGCAGCCGCCGCCGACGGCAGUGUGUGGAGGGGUGUCGGCAGCGGCGUAGCCCUGCGCCUGACCAGCCAGCGCUUCCCUGGAAAGACGGCAGGUGCACCCGCGGCUGCCGUGGCCGGGGGACACGACUCGAAGACCGGCCGCACGGGAAACGGGGAAGGCACCGCUCCGCCACCCGGAGAGCCCAGCCCGGCCACGUACGAUUUGGAGCGCGGGCUGCGGUGGGUGCAACGUCGUGCGCCAGAGGUGUCUAUGACAUUCCGCCACGACCGCGGUCCGCGAGGACCGCUCCGCUCCGGUGCGGCAGCUGCCGAUGACGACACCCUUGCCAGCGCAGUCAGCGGCGGUGCACCGCGAACGGCGCUAUCAUCUUUAUCACCCCUCCUCAGCGACGACGUCAGCUUCAGCCCUGGGCCUGGCACGUACGACGUGCGCGGCGUCGAGGUGUGGCGCAUGCGGCGCAGUCCGCAGUGGUCCUUUGGCACCGCGGCGCGACACGCCCCGGGCGCGGCAGUGCCCCUGAGCGCCGCCGCGGAGGGCGUAAACGACGUGAAUGGCCGGGCCCUGCACGCCGUCGACCAUCCUGGCCCUGGCGCCUACGAUACGGAGGCCUGCUAUCGCGCACUACAGCGCUCCGCGGCGAGCGCGCUCAUCUGCACAGCACCGCGGCUCGCUGUUGACGACAGCCACCGCGCCGGUGUUCAGGGCAGCGCAACCACGGCUGGCGACACGGUUAAUGGCGCACGUGCAGGCCCAGGCACCUACGAUGUGGAGAGCGGCGACAGGGUGGUGCGCGAGAGCAUCAAGGGUGGAGUUAUACCGCGCGCCGGGGCGGAUGCGCGGGCAAAGGUCGACAACGAAGAGGCGCAGGACGGCGGACCGGGCCCUGGUGCGUACACGCUGCCGGCUCUGCCGCCGAGCGGUCCCACCGCGUACCUCGGCAUGAGCGCGCCGCGCUUCCCGUAUCAGCAGGCGCUGGCGGCCACGGAGGGCAAUGUUGGAGGGCAAGGAGCCGCAGCAGCAGCAGCAGGCAACGGGCACCCGCCCCACCCCAACACCGACCUCUUCCUUGCCCAUCUAGCCACUCCCGGUCCUGGCGACUAUGACGUCGACGCCGCCACAAGCCUCGUGAACCGCCCGGGCGCUAUCAUCGGCCGCGCCCCGCGAGUCUCGUUGCUCGUGCCGACUGGAUCGACCUCCGCGAAUGUGGGUCCUGGCAGCUACAUGCUGCCCGCACUGCCGGCUGGCCGAGGGGCCGUGAUGUCCACUGCGCGUGCCAUCGCCACCGCCGAAACGGGCGACGCGGCAGAGCGUCCAGGUCCGGGGCUCUACGACCCCGUGGACAUGUGUGCGUCGUUCACGCGCACCUUCUCGCUUGCUCGCACGGGCGCGCGCUUCCCGGACAGCGACGCACACGCUGCCGACGCUCCGGGCCCUUGUGCGUACGACCUACCUGCGGUGCCUAUGACCCGCGGCGUCGUCUUCGACACGGCGCCUCGCUUUUCGCGCAGCAGCGGCGGCCAGAGCACUGACGGUGUCGGUCCUGGUGCGUACGAGGUGGUGGACCUCAGCCCGCCUGGGCGGAGCGCGGUGAUGGGCUCUGCGGUGGCACGUCCGGAUCUGGAGCGAAAGGAUGGCAACGGUGGCGGCCCUGGUGCCUACAGCCCCCAGUACGCUCAAGUCGAGAAAAGUGCGCCGCGGGUGGUGCUGGCACGCGCUCCUGUAGGACGAGGCGCCGCCGACUACUACGCGAGCGGUGACGCGUCGAUGCCGUCCCACGAGCAGCGCGCCGGUGCCGGCUCCGAGCUGGGUCCGGGGCAGUACGACCCACAGUACCCGUCCGACGUAGUGCAGGCAAGACGUGGCUACACCUUCGGCUCUGCUUCUCGCGCCGCCGCCGUGGCAAGCGCUGUGGAUGGGCCGGGCCCUGGUGCCUACGAAGUGCGGGUGACGCGGGACGGUCGAUUGCUGGACAGCAGUGGCGCGGCGCGCUUUAGCACUGCGCCGCGGUUGGCAGAGGAGAGCGCCUCAGCGACGAUGCCCGCAGGCCCGGGACCUGGAGCGUACAUGCCGGAGGCGUACACCGACAUGGGUGCCGGUUUUGGCGGCGGUGCGCUCUCUCCGGCGGUCCGCAUUGGAACCGCUCCGCGGAUCGUCGGCGGCGACGACGCACGCGUGGCUGCGGACGUGCCGGGCCCCGGGGCGUACGAACCGAAUCCGUGGGUCCUGUAUCCAACGGCCCCGUCCAUCAGCUUCCCGCGCGCCGACUCGGCCCACGCCCUUGGCGACACCGAUAUCCCGGGGCCAGGCGCGUACGUCACAACGGGGUUCGCAGCCGCGCGCGUGGCCCAAUUUGGGUGUGCGCCUCGGUUCUCAGAGGGCAGCGUUGGUGGUCUCGCUGCAUAUGCGCGCAACGGCGCUGAGGGCGCUGCGAGCGUGCCCGGCCCCAACGCCUACUCGCCGAACGACGACGCGAUUCGCCCAGCGCGGUCGGCGCACCGCUUCGGGACAGCGGCCCGCCUAGCCAAAGCGGUUGGGGAGGCCGCCGAGGCGGACGGCGUCGGUCCUGGUGCCUAUGAUAUCGAGGCGGGCCUGGUGCACAGCUCGCAGGGGCCGACCGUCGCCGCCUACAGCUUUCCACGUGCUGGCGGCAGUGGUGGUUAUAGUAACAGCCCGGGUGUGGGGGGUGCAGCAGCUGGCGGAGUGGCGGAGUCUCCGGGCCCGGGAGCGUACAACGUGGAGGCCGCCUACAGAGCCACGCUGCCCAGCGCCGCCACCGCCAUCCUCUCCGGUGGUGGGGCGAGCGGCGUCAACGGCGUUCGCGGCAACGACGAAGGCGAGGCGUCCUCCCCGGGACCUGGAGCGUACCAUCUGCCUCCUUUCUUUCCUGAAGGCCCGCAGUGGGGGUUCGGCACCUCGAUGAGGAGUGCAGGCGCAGACGCGACGGAUGGAUCAUCCGCCCUCGCGACCGCCUCGCCGGGCCCUGGUGAGUACGCCGUGCAGGCUCCUGCACCGCUGCAUAGCGGCUCCUCGUUCCCGAAGGCAGAGACAGCGGCGCCGACAGGCGACGCCACCUCUCCGGGACCUGGGACAUACAACGUGGUGGAUGCUGCGGUGCGACCAUCCGCGCCUGGCGUGCGCUUCGGGACCGCAGCGCGGCACGCCUGCGCUGACGUGUCUGCCGGCGACGUCGACAUUGCUGCGGUCGGCGUUCACGACAGUGGCGUGCCGCGGACGCCAGGUCCGGGUACGUACUCGCCGAAUGUGAAUGCCUCCUCUACUUCGCGUUCUACCCGGGCCGGUCCGGCCUUCGCGCAGGCGCCACGCACGGCGCCGUCUGCGUCGGCGCAUGCUGUGGGAUGGGGUGCAGGGGCGGAGGGGGACAACAUUGGUCCAGGCACUUACGAUCUUCAUGGCGACAUGGCAGCCAGUACAGCGGCGGCGCACCGCUUCGGCACCGCACCGCGCAUGCCGCCCGCCACCGCCCCUGGCGCUGCCACGAAAGGCGAUGUUGGGCCUGGCAGCUACAUGAUCGAGGCAGCGGAUGCACAGGUGCUGCCUCGUGCGCCAGCCCACACCAUAGUACUGCCCGCGCCGCACGCACCACGGCUGCAGGAGCCGCGACCGGGCCCGGGGAGCUACGAGUAUCCGGUCGCCGUCCAAGAGCACCGGCGCUCGGCGCUGGUGUUGGGUCGUCACGGUGACUCGACGGACAUCACACGCGACACGCCGGGUCCAGGAGCGUACGACAUAGAUACCGCGUACACCGCCACUCAGGUGGCACGGCAGCCGGGCGGGUUCACCAUGCAAGGACGUCCGGUAGCGUCGAUGCAAGUGGGGUUGGCCGAGUCGCCUGGACCCGGAGCGUAUGACGCCGGUGCCUCCGCGGCAUCGGUGGCGGCGGCGCACCACUUUGGCACGGCCCCACGGAUGCCGAGCGCCGCGAACGGCGACGCUGGUGUCGGCCCCGGCGCCUACGACCUCCCAGCGCCGCCCGCCAUUCGCCAACCGGUGAGCUUCACGCAAGCGCCACGGGAGGUGGUCGUGGGCGCGCACGAAGGCAGCGCCGACGCCCUGCAGAGCGGAGACAUGCGUGGUGGCUGUGUCGGUGGCGGCACCCCCGGGCCAGGGUCGUACGACGUUGGGAGUGCCAUCGACUGCACACAUAUGGGAGGACGGGGCCCGAGCUUUACGAUUCCGCGUGGGCUGCGGCCGGUGCUGCGCAGUGGGGACGUCGACGCUUCCCCGCUCGUGGGGCCAGGCACGUACAGCCCUGUCGACCCGGCGUCGCACCACCACGGCGGCGGCGGCAGCGGCACCAACGGCCCUUCCGCAGCCUUCGGUCUGGCAGAGCGUGUUGUGAACACCAUCCCGCGCGGCAGUGACGCACCCGGCCCAGGCACCUAUGACCCCCACCGCCCUCGUCUUGCCAACGGAGCCGGGAUCGGGCCGUCCUUCGGCUCCGCGGUGCGGAUGGACGAUGUGGGUGGUGCGGCGUUGGCAGCUACUCCCGGCCCCGGCACCUACGCGGUGGCGCCCUCCUUCAAGGCAACGGCGGCUGCCGGAUCAGCGCCGGCGCUGCGCUUCGGCACCGCGAAGCGGCCAUCGGCGGUGCUGAACGAAAACCCGGGCCCUGGCAGCUACGCUGUCGCCGGCUACGACGCUGCCACCCGCGUUGCCGCGACGGCGCCGUCGUUUGGGCAAGCGGCGCCGCGACCACACCUGGCAUGCUGCGGCUUGGACACCCCCGGGCCAGGGGCCUACUACCGCGCGAGCAACCUCGACGGCACAUCGACUGCCGCAGGCCCGAGCUUCGGCUUUGGCGAGCGGAUGAGUGCGGUAGCAGGUACGGCUACCCCAGGCCCCGGCACCUACUAUAGAGACUCAGCGGCGUCGGUAGCGGCGGGUGUGGUGGAGGGCAGAGGUGCCAGCUUCGGGCUUGACGAGCGGACCUCGCCGGUGCUGAACAACUACCCCGGGCCCGGCACCUACUUCCGAGGUGCCGGUCUCGCAGCCGACGUGGCAGCGCUGCGCGGGCCGUCGUUUGGCACGGGCGAGCGUCACGACCCAAAACUAAACAACAACCCCGGGCCAGGAACCUACUUCAGGGAUACACUGCCUGCAGCCGCCAGCGCCGCCCAGCCACGACCGCGACGACCCACGGCGGCAGACACGCUGCGAAAGCUUGCCAGCGUCGGGUAUCCGACGCUGGCAAGCAAGACGAAGCCAGCGACGACCACCACAGCCACUGACAGCCGCAGUACUGGGUAG